AAAAGGGGGAGAAAGAAACAAGAAAUGUUGUUUUCUAGAGGAAAACGAAGGCAGAAGUUGAUACAGUUGCACCUCCUCUGCAUUCAGGUUCACUCGUUCAUCCUGGUUAUCAUCACCUCUCUCUCUCUCUCUCUCUCUCUCUCUCUCUCUCUCCACCAUUGAAUGAGCUUGGUACCGAAGGUAUGUUAUCGGCGAUUUGUUGAAUGUCUAUGGUUUGACCUGCGAUUAGGAUUGUAAAUCAUCAAUUCAAAAUGGAGAAUGAGUAAUUGGCAUAACAUUUGAAUUCGAGUGGAUGUAUUUCAUAACUAAACUCAAUUAUAAAUUCAAAGUUGUGGCACAAACAUUAAGCAAAGCCGAUAUGAUCUUGGCGCAUUUGUGUUGCGAAACAAAUUGGGGAUGAUGAACAUCAUGAACUAACAUUUAGAUAAGCUGAUAAGUUAUUAUGUAUUUGCGUUGGAGCAACAGAUUGGGGCUCUCACAGUUCCAAUCUCUGUUCCAGAUCUUGGGAUUUGAGUGCCCUGAUUGUAUUUUAUAGCAUCACUACCUUUUUUGAGUAAAUUUAAUGAUUACUUUGAUAGUUGUUAUACAUUUUCUCUUUUUAUUAUAAUCUUCUCUUUUCUUCUGUUCAGAAACUUUAAGCAAGUAAUUACCAGUAACCCUGAAGACCUGUUCAACAGUCAUGUACUUUAUGUUCAAGAGAAACUAUAUCCUGGUUUCUGUAAAACAAUGUUCUGAGAGUAUAUGACACAAUUUCAUACAAGUUGAAUCAAGCUACACAAAUGAUGUCUACAACUGCAAUUGGACUAAGGGCAACAAAUAGCCUCUUGGGUUCAUCCUAUUUUUACUCAGAUACAACUGAAAAAUUCUCCUGCAAUGGUGAUAUUAGCUUCACAUUUGUCACUACCAAGAACACAAUCACUGCAAAGAAACCAUCCAACUACAGCCAUAGUCUUACAUCCAAACGAGAUACAGAUUCCCAUUCCAUAAGAGCUUUAAAACAACAUGUAGCUACUUCUUCUGAUCCUUCAAUCUCUACAGACCAAUGGGUUCAAAGAUUUCACCACUUGGAAGACAAAAGCUCUGAACAAGAACUUCCUGUUGAAGCUUUACUACUUUUACAAUCUUUCCUGGAAAAGCAGUGGAAACUUCCAACUGAGAAGAAUACUAAUACAACUACAGAUACUCCCACAGAAAAAAACAGCAAAAAAAUUCACAUCAUUAGCUCACAGAUAUCUGCACGAAAGCGUAGAAUAGCAGCAAGGAAGAAAACACCAAAUAGUUGCUCUGAAAUUGGUUCAGAGCUCCUUCAAAAUCAGUUUAAAGGUCAUGUUAAAGGGGUAAGAAGUGAAGGACUUCUCACUCAAUCUGAGGUGAUCAUUCUAUCAAAGAAAAUUAAAAUCGGUUUACGCUUGGAAGAGCAGAAAUCAAGACUGAAGGAAAAAUUGGGAUAUGAACCUUCAGAAGGGCAACUUGCAAGUUCCAUGAGGAUUUCAAGAAUGGACUUAAGAAAAAAACAAAUUGAAAGCACUUUGGCAAGAGAGAAGCUUGCAAUGAGCAAUGUCCGUUUAGUGAUGUCUAUUGCUAAAAGAUAUGAUAACAUGGGAGCUCAAAUGGCAGAUCUUAUUCAGGGAGGUCUAAUUGGACUACUUCAAGGGAUAAAAAAGUAUGAUUCAUCAAGAGGUUUCAAGAUUUCUACCUACGUUUAUUGGUGGAUACGACAGGGUGUUUCAAGAGCUCUGAUUGAGAAUUCUAAAAUCCUAAGAUUACCUACUCAUUUGCAUGAAAGACAAAGUGCAAUCCGGAAUGCCAAAGCCAAACUAGAGGAACAAGGAAUAACUCCAUCAAUUGAUAGAAUUACAGAAAGUCUGAACAUAUCCAGAAAAAAAGUUAUAAACGCAACUCAGGCAAUCACUAAAGUAUUUUCACUUGAUAAUCCUGGACAAACACUUGAUAGUGACAUUGCAGAUAAUUGCAUGGAAAACGACCCAUGGCAUGGAGUAGAUGAAGCAGCUCUCAAGUAUGAAGUAAACAAGCUCAUAAACAUGACUCUAGGGGAACGCGAGAGAGAUAUCAUUCGUCUUUACUAUGGUCUUGACAAGGAAUGCCUUUAUUGGGAGGAUAUCGGUAAAAGAAUAGGGUUAUCGAGGGAACGCGUUAGGCAAAUUGGACUUGUUGCAUUAGAGAAACUAAAACAUGCUGCAAGAAAGAAUGGACUUGAGGAAAUGUUGGUGAAACAUUAAUUUCGGUACGGUUUUUUGUACUAGUAAAGUUUGUGUAUUCCCUAGUUAAACAUAGUAAAGUAUAUAUAUAUACUACACUAAGAGUUGAGUACACUAUAUAGAAUAAUCUUCAUACACAUAAUGCAACAAAAAGUUGCAUGUAUCAUUUUGUUCCAAGAGAAUAUAUAUUAUUGCGAGU
Messenger RNA from Lactuca virosa, 2418 nucleotides. The record is from the annotation of a GenBank genome assembly. NCBI's taxonomy places the organism in Eukaryota, Viridiplantae, Streptophyta, Magnoliopsida, Asterales, Asteraceae.